AAUUAUUAUAAAUAAUGACUAAAAAGACCAAGAAGGUGGGAAUCACAGGAAAGUAUGGUACUAGGUAUGGUGCAUCAUUGAGAAAGAUCAUCAAGAAAUUUGAAAUCUCAUAACAUCAAAGAUAUUUCAACACCUUCACUGGAGCUCAUUCUUUAAAGAGACAGGCCAUUGGCAUAUGGAGAUGCACUCAAACUGGAUUAUAGAUUGCAGGAGGAGCUUGGGAAGUGAAUACUCCAGCUGGAUUAUCUGCUAAGCAAGGUAUGCUUAGAAUCAAGAAAUUGAAGGAAGAUGCAGAAGUUGAUAUUAAGGAAGAGAAGAAGGAUUAAAAGAAGUAGCAACCCAAGGAAUAAAAGGAAUAAGCAUAACCUUAAUAAAAAGGAAAACCAUAAUAGGGUGGAGAUAAAAAGAAGGCUCAAGGCAAAAAGCAAUAAUGAUAUCGUAUACAUAAAUUAUAUAGUACAUAAACACCCAAUAACAAA
This is a messenger RNA of Paramecium tetraurelia, 479 nucleotides long. RefSeq lists its product as uncharacterized. The record is from RefSeq and is a predicted model, not a curated record. Gene Ontology annotation, molecular function: structural constituent of ribosome. Gene Ontology annotation, cellular component: ribosome. Gene Ontology annotation, biological process: translation. The transcript has 3 exons. NCBI's taxonomy places the organism in Eukaryota, Ciliophora, Oligohymenophorea, Peniculida, Parameciidae.